GUCAUCAGUUUCUGGUAUCAAAAGGAAUCAACUUCUAUUUUGGAUUUCAACUGUUCUGUCUUUGAUAUCAAGCAAUGGUUCCUAUCCAAAACAGAACUGUUCAUAAAAAUAAAAAAAAAUCUUGAUAUCCAAAAAUAGUGCCUUCGUUUUUGCUAUCAGAAAUACAAUUUUUGCUAUCAACACUGGAGGGCACUACUUUAAUGAGGAGGAUACUGUUUGCAAAGUCCAUCAUUAACUAGGUCAACUGCCCGGAACCCGCAAACCACGAAGCGCGCAGUUUACCUGAACCCUUUGAUGGAUUCAUCACUAUCACAUUUGAUAAGAUGCAGUCUCGCUGGUCAGGAGUGUUUCUCCUGUGCACCUUCCUCUAUGGUCCUGAAACUUCAGCUGCGCAGUCCGGAGUACAGCAGCUGAAAGGUGUUGAGGGCGGGCGGUUCACGUUCCCUGUCGACAUCCCAAACCUCCGCCCGGAGUCGGAUGUCAUCUGGAAACAUGGCUCUGAGAACCCAGAGUGGUCGAUUGCAAGAAUUCACGGGGGGAAGAUUGAGGCUGUGUACGAGGACAGAUUUAAAAGCCGUCUGCAGGUGGACAGUAGCGGCUCUCUACAGAUUAAUAACUUAGAGUCGGAAGAUGCCGGCUUUUACCAAGUGGACGUGGCGCCGGGGGUUUCUUUUAAAAGGAUGUUUUACUUGUCCGUUUACAAAACUGUGUCAGCGCCUGAAGUAAAAAGAUUCAACGAAUCAGGAAAGCUGUUUAUAAGGGCCUGUGUUUUACAGUGCUCUGUGGAAAAUGACAAAGACGUCAGUUUGUAUUGGCUUAGAGACGGGCUUGUCCUGAACCAGCUGAGCUCACCUCGAGAAAAAACACUGGAGCUUCUGCAAGAAACACAAGGCGAUGACGUUAACUAUACCUGUGUGGCCAGCAACAGCGUCAGCAAUCAGACAAUCUCUGUCACUCCAUUUGAAUACUGCCCAGAAAGCAAGCUCCACACUGAGCUCAUCCUGAGGGUGCUGGUGUUCAUAGUGCUGACUGGAGUCGCAGUCUGUGUGUGGGUCUGGAGGAAGAGAAAUGCUCAGGAUGGGUGCAAGCAAAGGCUGCGGAGCAGCGCUUGAAGGGGGGGGGGGGGGACACAGAUUUUCUCCAUAUAGUAGCCGACUAUCACCAUAUUUAAGGUAGUACGGCUGGAUUACAUUAUUAGAUGGUCAAUUCUGGUUUAAGUUUAUUUUAACAAUUCCUGCUUUGAAAUAGUAUGUUGUGUUGUUUUAUGUUGAAUUUGUUACAUUUGUAUUUAACCAAAAAUAUGGUAAAUUAAAUCUUAAAUAACUUACCUAGUGGAAAGUUAACAUAAAAACGAGUAUUUUAAAUGGGAAAUUUGUAUAAUAUCGUAGAGAGGUUACUCACUAUAUUACAUAACAUUUGGAACACGACAGAAUGAAAGUGAAAACGCUUUCUAAAGAAAUCCUGUUUGUUUGUAUUUCUCUGUGCAAAUUCCGAUGCAAUUGAGGUCAUAUCUGUCAGGCGAGGGGUUCCUUAUGGCUGUACCCACACAUCAAGCCGUUAAAUCUGUUCUGUGUCAUUUUUGUAAAUAUUUUUUUAUGUGCUGAAGAGAUGAAAAGCACCUUUCUGCUGUGCUGUGGUCUCUGGUAUUGUGCAAUACAAGAGGAGCAGUUUGUGAACUUCUGGAAGUAAUUUUCUAGCCACUGGCACUACCGUCAUUGCAUUAGAGAUGCCUAUGGGACACAUUCAGAUGUGUGCAUUUAUAGGACAGAUAUGCUUGUUGUGUAUAAGAAUCUACACAGCCUGGACACUUUAUUAGGAUCUGCCCCCGAUAUCUGGUCACCAUUUGCGCUGAGCACAGUCUCAUAUAUACAACCUUCCAGAGAAUACAAUUUUAACAUAAAAUGAUGUAAAAUCCUUGUACCCAAGUGUCCCUCGUAAAGAAACUUUAGAAGCUUGUCAAAAAGCACUAGAUGAUAGACUAGAUAAAUCAAUACCAACAGCAGAGGUGCUGAACAUGAUCAACGUAGUUUUAAAAAACAGUUAUUUUACAUUUGUUAAUAAGAAUUACAAACAAAACGAUGGUACAGCAAUAGGAUCUAAGUUAGGAAUGCAUUUUGCCAGUACAUACAUGGGGAAAUGGGAAGAACAAUUACUUAGAAAAUCGGAAAGAGAACCUUUAGAAUACAUUCGGUUUGUAGAUGAUAUUUUUGGGGUUUGGACACAUGGAGAAGAAUCUCUUUUCCCGUUUCAUAAAAUGGCAAAUUAAAUACACAGUAAUAUUAAGGUGGACCUUUGAUGGACAAGGAAAGAAAUAGAAUUUUUAGAUACCAUAGUAAAACUUGAAGAAGGUUCAAUUGAGACUGACCUCUUCUGUAAACCUACUGACAUGCACCAGUAUUUACACAUGUCCUCUGCACAUCCGAUACACACUAAAAGGGCAAUCCCAAAGGGUCUAGGAAUAAGAAUACGAAGAAUAUGCUCUAAAGAAAGUGACUAUGUAAAACAAAGAAAUGUA
Acipenser ruthenus (sterlet) is the source of this 2515-nucleotide messenger RNA. RefSeq names its product lysozyme C-like. Bases 324 to 1112 code for a protein of 262 amino acids. The record is from RefSeq and is a predicted model, not a curated record. The transcript is spliced from 4 exons. Gene Ontology annotation, molecular function: lysozyme activity. Lineage: Eukaryota; Metazoa; Chordata; Actinopteri; Acipenseriformes; Acipenseridae.